AUGAACGGAGAAAAAAACAUAGAUACAAAAAAUUCUAAAGAAAAAUCUUCGAUUCCGUCUAUUGGUGGAAGUUGGUAUUAUCCUUCACAAAAUCAAUUUUAUAAAACAACUCGAAAAAAAGGUUAUUCAUAUACUGAUGAAGAAUUGAAUGUUGCUUUAAAAAUACAUAAUGCUGUAAAUGAGGAAACAUGGAAAAAAAUUAUGAAAAAGGAAGAAUUCUUUUUUCAUAUAUGUAAAGAUCAAAAAUUAAUCAGAUUUAUUGGCCUUCCCACUAAACUAUCUUUAAAAGCUUUUAUGCUAACAUUAAUUGGUUAUAACAAACCGUUCGAUAGGCAUGAUUGGUAUAUAGACCGAUGUGGAAACACAAUCAAGUAUAUUAUUGAUUAUUAUGAUGGGAAAAAUGAAAAUAAUGCCCCUGUCUCGAUUUUCAUUGAUGCAAGAUCAGAAUACAGUUAUAACAACACAUUAGAUUAUUUUAAAGUUUUGUAUCUAAAAUUUUGGAAUUUUUUUAAACUCCCAACAUGA
Molecule: messenger RNA, 525 nt
Organism: Plasmodium yoelii
Lineage: Eukaryota; Apicomplexa; Aconoidasida; Haemosporida; Plasmodiidae
Product: cytochrome c1 heme lyase, putative
Exons: 3
Coding region: 1-525 (174 amino acids)
Biological process (GO): cytochrome c-heme linkage
Cellular component (GO): mitochondrion
Molecular function (GO): holocytochrome-c synthase activity
Source: RefSeq, a predicted model, not a curated record